Messenger RNA from Fusarium mangiferae, 948 nucleotides. RefSeq lists its product as uncharacterized. The transcript has 2 exons. The record is from RefSeq and is a predicted model, not a curated record. Bases 1 to 948 code for a protein of 315 amino acids. Lineage: Eukaryota; Fungi; Ascomycota; Sordariomycetes; Hypocreales; Nectriaceae.
AUGGAGCAGCGAAGGCCACCAGAGCAACGCCGACGCGAAGAAGCCGAAGAACGCGCAGACGCAUCGCGACCAUUGACACUCCAACAAUAUCUCGAAACAUGUCAUUCUCUCAGCCUCGCUGUCGAAAUAAUAACCGACCGUUCUUUGACGACACAAGCGGACACGACGAAGCCGACCGGCCGAAUUUACCCUCGACGAAUUAUUCUGUGGACCACAUUCGCGACGGAACAAGAACAUAUCUGGAACGAGCUUUCCUUCAGUCACUUCUUUUCUUCCCAACCCGCCUUUCCAUCCCGACACCAGCAGGAUUACGUGAGAUCCUUGCUUCGCCCAGUCAGCAGCGAGAUUGGACCUCGAAAUUGCGAGCGAGACGUCGUGGAACAUGCUGUCCAGAAGCUGAUGGACGUGACAUACAACGAUUCAUCGCUGAGGAGUUAUCUCGACCUCGAUAGAACGGUGACUUUUGAAAGCCACACGAACCUCGGUAUUACUGAUGACUCCCCUUCCGAAUCGAUGGAGCAAGUGUCGAUUGGCUCCAGACCGCCCAGCCGAAUAACUCGACAAUAUCGAAAGACACGAGGGAAGGGCAACCGAGGGGGCCAGUUCUGUAUAUACCGGACCUCUGACGAUCAAAAUAUCACUGUCAUCGCGAUCGAGUAUAAAGCGCCACAUAAGUCGAGACGUGGCGAGAUUGUCAUAGGGCUGGCCUUAGAGAUCCAGCCGGAUUGUGAUGUGAUCAACCAGGAGGGUGAGGGAUAUGAAUUUGCAGCGACGCGACUUGCUACUGACGUCGUGACCCAGCUCUUCUCUUACAUGAUAGGUAAAGGCAUCCAGUACGGGUACAUCGAUACCGAGGAGACAUAUGUAUUCCUCCACUGCUGCUUUCAACUACAACGGCUGGAACCAUACAGCUACCAGCGAUUCUUUUCCCAUGCCAGUGACUUUUAA